AUGGCGGCAAAAUCAGAAGAAGAUGAAAAAGAUGAACAUUUUAAGCAACUUAAACUUGUUGUUUUUGGUGCCACUGGUGCUACAGGAACAGAGGUGGUGAAAGAAGGUUUAGAACUUGGCCAUGAUAUUACAGCCAUUGUAAGAACACCCGAGAAUUUUAAGUUAAAGUGAGUAUAUAAUAGUUUGAAAAUAUGUGUUUUUAUUAUAUUCUAAUAUUUAUUAGAAUAAAAGUCUAAAUAAAUUUACCUAGACUCCCUAGAGAACCCUUCUUAGACACCAGUUUAGGAAGAAAAGGGUAAAUAUUCUGACCUUUUUAUAUUAAAUAAUUUUAAACAAAGCAGGUCAUUUCUUUUGUAUUUAUAACUUUUGUUUAAUACAAAUUCAACGUGUGAUAUUGCAUACGUAUUAACAGGGUUGAGUAUGGUUGUACUGUAAUAUAAUAUAUGUUUUAAUAAUUUAAUGUUAUAAACACUGCUGUAGAGAAAAAGUGUAUUUUAUAGUAAUAAGGUUUAACACAAUGGCAUCAGCUGUUGCAUUGGAAUUGGUAUUUAUUACAUAUAUUAUAAUAUUUACACACUUUAUGCAUUUUGCAGUAUGAUUGAGACAGGUACUACUUGUGAUCUAGUAUUAUAAAACCUUCAUGAGAAUUGCCCCACACGUUAUAGGCAUGAAAAUUUGAAAAUUGUCAAAGGAGAUGCAUACCAUAUUGAUACCUUUGAAGCAGAAUUCUCUGGAAAAGAUGCAGUGUUAUCAUCUCUUGGGUCAACAUCAAUUGGUCCAUUUGCAACCACAACAUUAUAUUCAGACACUAUGAAGGUUAUUUUUGAGGCCAUGAAAAGGUGAGAUUGCAAAACCAGUAUGUUUGAAAUUUGGGUGGUGGUGCCCAGGGAUUGUGGACCUAUUUGACCGCAAAAUUUAGAUAAAAUUAGAAUGAGGUCCAUUUUCGCUAGAUAUUUGAGAAACGUAGACCAGAUCUUUCCAUUGAUACAGAGACAAAAAUUCGGGUCUGACCGGUCAGGCCAUUGAAUGGAAAGCGCCCUAUGAAAGCAGCUGCAAUUCAAGCAAAAUUUACAUCAAUGACACAAUUUGCAAAGCAUUCUUGAUAUUUUACCCCCUCUGACCAGAUAUUUUAAUAUAUAAAAUUAAUAUAUAAAUAUUAAUAUAUAUAUAUAUUAAUAAAUAUAUAUAUAUAUCCACAAACUUAAACAGUAUGGCGUAUCAGGACAGUUGUAUGCAUGGUUCGAAGACUAUCUGAGCGGUCGUUGUCAACGAGUUGUGGUAGAUGGAGUUGUGGUAGAUGGAGUUGUGGUAGAUGGAAUUGUGGUAAAUAGACCAGAGAUAUCAAUCUCUCGACAAGAACACCCAAACAGACAUCGUUUACCUAGAUUUUGCAAAGGCAUUUGACACUGUUGACCACAAUAUUCUUCUCCACAAACUUAAACAGUAUGGCGUAUCAGGACAGUUGUAUGCAUGGUUCGAAGACUAUCUGAGCGGUCGUUGUCAACGAGUUGUGGUAGAUGGAGUUGCAUCUUCGUGGGCACCUGUAACAUCUGGUGUGCCACAAGGAAGUAUCCUAGGACCUGUUCUGUUUGCGAUCUUUAUAAACGAUCUUCCAAAUGUACUACCAGACGAGACCUCGGCAGCAUUGUAUGCAGAUGACACCAAAGUGUACAAAUCAAUUAAAUCGGAAGAUGACUGUCAAAUUCUGCAACACGCCUUGACCAGCCUUGAAUGUUGGAGUCAUGAUAACAACCUAUAUUUCAACCAGUCGAAAUGUAAGGUGCUGACCAUCACACGAAAAAAGACUCCCCUCGUGCAUGUCUACCACAUGAAUUCAAAGGAACUCUUGCGUGUGGAUAAAGAGAAAGACCUUGGUGUUUGCAUCAGUGCCAACUUCAGUUGGGAUGUUCACAUCCACACAAUCACGGGUAAGGCUAACAAGAUGCUCGGGCUGCUUAAACGAACUUGCCCUCUUUUGAGAGACAAAACAGUACGACGAACGCUGUAUCUCUCGCUUGUUAGAUCUCAGCUAUGUUACGCUAGUGAAGUUUGGUCUCCACACACUGUCAAACUCAAGUCUAGAGUCGAAAGCGUCCAAAGAAGAGCCACCGCAUGGAUACUACAAUCCAAGCAUGGCGAAAUGACAUACCAACAACGGCUAAUGAAUCUCAACCUGCUCCCCCUCUGCUAUGAAAGAGAGAUUUCUGAUCUGGUAUUCUUCUUCAAGGCUCUCUUUGGCAACACAGAUUUGGACGUUAACACCUUUGUCUCCUUUUCCAACAAUCGGACCCGACUCUGUCAAAACCCCUCCCUCACCCUUAAAGUCCCCCUCUGUAAAUCCAACACAUUCAAAGCAUCCUAUUUCAACCGACUAGUUAAAAUAUGGAACUAUACCUGUAAAAUUCUACCUCCUACCACCUUCGCCACCCUCUCUUCGUUUAAAAGAAACAUUAAAAGCACAUAUGAACACUUGCUCGGAACAAUGUCCGACAUAGAAAUGCCAUGUACAUGGUCAUUAGUGCGUGACUGUCCAUGUCAUGGAACUUAGUAAAUAACUGUGUUUCAUGUUUGUGCUGUUUUGUAUUGUAUUUUGUUCUAUUUUAUUGUUUUGUAUAGUUUUAGAAUGGUAAGCACCUUGCAUGGGACUUUAUGUCUCGUUCGUGCUUGAUAUUGUCCAUUUGAGUAUUCUACUUAUUUCUACAUAGAACUGUUGUGUUUAAAACGUUGUAGAAUUCUCAAUAAAAUUGUUAAAAUUGUAAAUUGUAACUUUUACUCCUGAAGGGGUAUAGGCAUUCAUACAUUUUGUGAAACAAUUGUAUUCCUCUUUGGGCCUUUUAUAACAAGAUAACCAAGAUCUCUCAUUAACUCAUUUAGCCACAAUGCACCCUAAUGUUCCCUACUUUGUCUCUUAAUCUGACGAUUUCACUAUAAAUCCAGUAGUGAGGAGAUAUUUGGGCUUGAGAUUUAUAAUUUAUUCUGUACUUUUUUGCACCAGACAUUCUGUAUCGCGUUUGGUUGUGCUCACAUCAUGGUGUACAAAGAAAGGUCCAGGUAAUCCCUGGUUCAUGGAGUGGAUAGUAAGACCAUUUUUUCUUGGUGGUAUACUGAGUGAUAUUGCUAUUAUGGAAGACUUUAUAGAGAGCGCAAAUCCAGCAGAGAUGAAUUACACCAUUGUGAGACCUCCUCAGUUAACUUAUGGUAAGCUUCUUGUGAAAAUCACAGAAAUUGUUUUUACAAAAACCUUGAUGGAUAAUUCUAUUCCCAUUUGUAAAAUCCAUCAAAUUAUCAAUGGAUAAGGCAAAUAAUUGAUAAUUAAUGGUCAAUGACAUGACGUAUAUGUGUUGUGUACAUAUGUAUCUGUGUAUUAAUGAAUUAUGAUUGUACAACUCAUUCAAUUUUGCCUUUCAUUACAAUUACUACAAAGUUUCUUCCAAAACAUUGUAUUACCAAAAGGGUACUUGACACAAAGCUGAAUGGCUAUCACUGUUUCAAAAAAAUGUUAAAUUUUCACUUUGAUAUAUCAUUGAAACUUUCCCAAGGGGAGGCGCAUAAUUUUUCAAGGGAGGUGCAAAAAUUAUCAGCGGAGGUGCGAAACGAUUUCAGGGGAGGUGCGUACCUCCCCUCAAAAUCCAGCCAUGGUUUUAUGUACCUUAGUGUACCUAUUUUUCCGUUUCAGCCUCGGGUAAUCGUACUUACAAGAUUGAAGAAGGUCAGUGUAAUACUAACACAAAGGCAAGUAUACCGCGCGCUGAUGUCGCGCAUUUCAUGCUUGCAGCAUUGCAAACUGACGGGUAUGAUCGGAAAGUAAUGGCCAUUGCAAGUCUAUGACAGCCUCACCGUAUGCGACCGUGCUUGAAGCGUACCAUGCUUAUAGUGGCCCAAUUUAUGGUAGAACAGAUGAUGGUUUAUCUAAGUCUGGACAAUUCGUUCUAUUGGCAGUAUAUAAAUAUAGCACUAUGCUAUAAAUUAACAGUAUGUGUGAACGUUUACACUAUACCGGAUAGCUUUGCGUAGCAGCGCGAAAAAGCACCUAUCCGAUAGGGAAUGUACAACUUUCAUAAGCUGAGCGAAACAUCUAUCCGUUGCAAUAAUUACUCUGAAAAUAGCGUUCCUAUGUACGGCUAGGUAUUUUUACUUCACUACAGAAAGCAAUAAUAAAGUACAGUGUAAACCACGUAGCCUAAUACUAAUUACACAAAAGACAGAUCUACAAGAGAGAUGCGUCUUGAUGAAUUAUCUGUCUCUUGCUAGUAAUUGGGCGAAUACUGUUUAUAAAUAGUAAGUAGCAAUAACUUUUUAUCUCGAAUUGAAAUUCAAAUACAUUAAAAUAGAAAUUUACUGAAUAGAACGAACUCGCAUCGUCUCUGUAUUCAUGUCAAGUGUAUGUUACAAUUUCACUCGUUUCCAACCGAUGUUUCCAACAUCAAACUGACAUCACAUCAUUUUCUCAAUUUUUCAAGUUGAUUCUUUUUGGGUAGGGUUAGUUGCAUAGCACGAGAAAACAUCGGAUUGUGUCCCUAUUCACGUUUCGAGCGAAGGCCCUUCGACCUCUUCCGACAAUGACGUCAUGUUAGUUUGGCGAUAAGCACUGACCGCACGUUAGUGUACUAUUAAAUACGUCAAUUGAAACAAAAGUCGUAAGGCUGUGAUCGAGGACUUCCUGACAAUGAUAAAGCAGUUCAAGAGCCGAGGUUCAUGACUUAGCGCAUGAAAAUCUUAAAGUUAUAUGUAUUAGACAGUAUAGUAUCAAUGCAUUGUUACUACAUAUAAAUUAAACAAAUGAGAAUUCCUAUAUGGCACUAGCACAUUUGGAAAUGCAGAUUUAUAUCGACAUUUUUUGACUGAGAACUUUAUAUCUGAUUACGUUCUAUGUAGUUUCAAGUUUCAUAUAACAGCUGUACAAUUUAAUGUUUAGUCUUUGCUUCGCAAGUUUCACAAAACAUGAAAAUAUAAAACAAAUAUAUAUAAUAGCCUAAUUAAGAUAAACUUGCUAUAAAGUCAACUGGUAUUAUUUCUCUGUGCGGGGUUGAAAUUUCUUAAAGUGCGCAUUUUUGCGAGCUUGACAUAACUUAAAUCCUGAAUUGAAGAUUAAGAUUAUACACUUAGCUACAAUCUUAAAGGUCAUCACUCUUCUUGAAAACUCAGCUGAAAAUUGUGACGUGUUUGUGUUAUUUCCGUUCGGAAAGGAGUAUAUAUGCUCGAAACGUACAAAGAAACAUUUAUUUAACAUCGUUGUCGUUGAGGAAGAACUUUUUGCACGAGAGUUUUGUAAAAUUCUACGAUGAAAUUGGUAGUUUUUGGAGGAACAGGUCCAACUGGAAAAGAAGUCGUGAGACAAGCGUUAAAACUUGGUCAUGUUGUCACCGUUAUUGCUAGAAAUCCUGAAGGUCUGGAAAUUAGGUAAUUCUAAUUCAAGUAGUUUAUUAUAUUACUUUACAUAUAUUUAAUUAGUUAGAAGCAUGAAGAGUGGGGGAUUAAAAUGAUAAGUUGAUAACUGAAGGUGCAGACAAAGUACCCUGUAUUUUACUAGUAUAUAAAUUGCAUACCUUUUUGAAAUUAAUUUUGAAAGCGAUAUAUAAUAUAUAAUAAUCGGUAAGGUCUAUUAUGUAAAUGAUUUCAACUUGAAAAUGAUGCAUGAAAUAGCAUCGAAACGUCUUGUAAAAUAAAACUUAUAUCGCUAGUAUUUGUUUCAAAAUUAAUUUAAAUUGCAUCACUGGCAAUAAUGAAACAAUGUUGCGCAAAAUUGACGCACUUUAUUGUAACACAAAGAUUUUAACGUUUCCAAAUCAUGGCAUUUUAUUCAAACUCAAACAUUUUAUUCUAAACUGCGCAUUAUUUGUUACACGUUUGAGUAGGAAUCAUCUGGAUCGAUUAUACUGUUAAUUAAUCAGGGUUUUCCAUGCGCUCCCGCUGGGCAUGCUCAAAACGUGACGAAUAGCACGACGCGCUGUAUCUCCCCUAAGGGACAUACCCCCAGCAGACAGAGAUUAGUACUGAACUAAUCCACCCCCACACGUCGUCCGUAUAAUACGGUUGUUUAAGACCAAGAAGCGAAUACCCUUUCCUCGACAUUACAAUAACUAUACAGUAAAACGUGAUGAAUAUUAAGGGAAGACCGUUUCUGAACCUCUAGGGAGAACAGUUUAAAACUGAUAAAACUAUCCGAUAUAAAUAAAGUUAGUUCAGGUUGCCUCCUGCCCUUAGGCAAGGAAUCGCUCUUACUUGACCUCUAGGAAGAGUUUAGAACCGAUCCAGUAUAAAUAAACUUAAGUCUGGAUCGAACGAGGAUAAGAGAGAGAGUUGGCAGUCACGCAACCCCAAGGUUAAAUUAGUUUAAUUCAAUUUAUUAACUUUGCCAGAUUCAAACAAUUAACGUUAACACAAAAACUGGCAGGGCAUUCGCAACAGCUUGCGCCAAUUACUGCGAUUAUUACGUACAUAGAAAAAAUCAAUUACUAACAAACUAUCAGAUUCAACUUUUCACAUUGCGACCCGCAGGGCCACUUCUAAUUUUGGAAGCUGACUGAAUCAGAAGACGUUUAACCCUCACAAUCCUAAACCUUCAGCAAAACCCUGAAUAGGCCCCAUAGAUACCAAUGCGAAAAGCUACUUCUGAAAACUAUUAAAAUCUAAAAACAACACGUUAUUGGCCUUGUAAUGUCGCGAGCUUGAUUGCAUUUUAAGCAAACCGUUUUCCAUGUUCGUGGAUCGUCAACGUCAUGACAUGAAUAACAUAAAUGUUCUUAAUGCUUUCUCAACACUGUGAUGUAUUUUAUUUAAGUUAAAACAUAUAGUUGGAACAUUCAUCAAACCUUCAUUUUGUUAAUAUAGAACUUCACUAAUGUUCCCCGUAACCGAAUAACUAUAUACCAACUCUUCAUGUCCUCUAGUUUAGUUUCACUGUUUCAGUUGUAGAAACAAAGUUCAUUUACACCAAUAACAAACCUUCCGGCUACCCAUUUAGACAUGCGAAUCUCAAAGUAGUGCAAGGAGAUGCAUGCGACAUCAACAGUUUCGAGUCUGCUCUGGCUGGUAAAGAUGCGGUUCUGUCAUGUUUGGGAUCGAAGAACAGUAAAGGGCCUUUUGCAUUCACUUCUCUAUAUUCUGAUACCAUGAAGAAUAUCAUUGAAGCCAUGAAAAGGUACGCGCAUGUUGAUAUUUUUCGUAUUAAUGACACAGUUCAGCCUUCCGUUCCAUCACUCAGAAGGCUGAACUGUGCCUUUAAAGAUCGAUUUCUAGUGCGAUUUUCCUCCUCUGGUGAAUGUUGAUGAGCUUCCUUAAAGUGCCUAUGCGAAAAUUUUUUUAUGAUUGAAUUGGAAAGUUCAUUUAAAAUCAUAAUAUAACUUGUUUUCUAAAACUUAGUAAUCUUUCCUGUAUGCCAAGAUUUUCGACUUUGUUUGAUAUACAAAUGUGACUUGAAUGACGUCACACUGCAUAAUGAGUUUACAGACGACUGUGUUGUAGCUUGUUAAAAUUCUCAUUAUCUCAAAUUUACAGACGAAAUGAUCACUUUGAUAGCUCUUAAAGUAUAUCACUUUCAAUGUCAGUGGAAUUAUUACAUGUUUCGCAAAGAAACGUUUUCUUUCUAAAAACUUAUUAUGAAGUGUGACGUCUUUCAAGUCACAUUUGUAUAUCAAACAAAGUCGAAAAUCUUGACAUACAGGAAAGAUUAUAAAGUUUUAGAAAACAAGUUAUAUUAUGAUUUUAAAUGAACUUUCCAAUUCAAUCAUAAAAAAAAUUGUCGCAUAGGCACUUUAAAGGCACAGUUCAGCCUUUUGAAUGAUGGUUUUUAAAGGGCAUUUCAGCCCUUUUAAUUGAAAAAACUAACUAGGAAAAUCAAUUAAGCAUAAUUCAAGAUCAGUAAACUUAAUAUUUUUAACAUUUUAAAACAUUUUUAUUGUUAAGAACAUUGAGUUUACUGAUCUUGAAUAAUGCUUAAUUGAUUUUCCUAGUUAGUUUUUUCAAUUAAAAGGGCAUUAAUGCACCUUAAAAACCAUCACUCAAAAGUCUGAACUGUGCCUUUAAUUUCUUCUACUUCUAUAGGAAUAAAGUUGGUCGUAUCAUAGCGAUAACCUCAUGGUGUACUCAACCAGGCCCUAACAACCCUUGGUUUAUUGAGUGGUUCUUGAAACCAUUUAUCAUCGGAGCCAACUUACGAGAUAUGGCUAUUAUGGAAGAGUUGUUACAAAAUACAAACCCUGAUGAAAUCAACUAUACUAUUGUGAAACCUCCUGGAUUGUCACUGGGUAAGUAUAGUUGCUAGAAUGCGACUCUCAACUCCAGGGCUCAAAAUAACGGGAGAUAGGUCUCCGAUCAUUUUGACCCGUUUAAAUUCAAACUAAUUCAGGCUUUAAACUCUGACUUUAUAUUCAAGCUUUAAAUUCACGUUUUAAAUUCAGGUUUAAAUUGAGAUUCGGGUUUUCAUUUCUUAAUUUGGGCACUUUCUAACACUCGUCCCCAGUCCACUCAUCAACUUCAGAACGGCUAAUUGAGAGAUGGGCUUUAAGGAAGAGGUUAUUUUGCUGGCCUCAGAGUGACAAAACGUAACAAAGCAACGGUUUUUCUGACACUAACCCUAUUCCAAACUCUAACCGUAAUCCUAGCCCUAACCUAAUCCUAGGCGUAAAAAAUACCUGUGGUUCUGGUUCCCGACCGACCCUAUUUUUUUCUGCCGACCCUAUUAUUUUUUCAACGUGAUUGACCGUGCGACCCUAUUUUCUCCAGGUGGUUGCGGGCUGCUCAUACAGCGUGCCAAAAUGGCGUCUGUUGUCACACUAAUUAUUGAACCAAAUUGCCUAAAUUCGUCCAUAGGAAAUACGCAUCUCUAGUUAAUAUUGAUGUCGGGACUCUACUGGAGGGGGGGGGGGACUCUACUGCAAAUCGCCCAGCAAAAAACCGCCAAAACCAUGAAAAUUUAUUUCCGACCUACCGACCCUAAUUUUUUCACGAUAUGAAACCUGAACCACAGGUAUUUUUUUUACGCCCUACUCUAAGUUUGUUUCUAAACCAGUCUUGAAGAAAAAAUUUUUGACGAAAUGUCAUUGUGAGGUCAACGAAAUAACUUUUUCCGGGCUUUAGUGUAUCAGCAUGAAAUGAACGGCUUCAUGAAGUUAAUUGAUAAAUAACUUAGUUUACCUUCAUAAUGCAUUAUAAAAUAUCAUUUCUGUUUGUUUUUUUCAGCUGAAAGUAACGGGAACUAUAACGUGGAGGAAGGUCAGUGCAAUGUGGGUACUCUAAUGCGUAUACCUCGAGCUGAUGUCGCUCAUUUUAUGUUGAAAGCAUUGGCAUCGGAGGAAUAUAACCGCAAAUCUUUGGCUAUUGCCAGUAAUCACGAACUUUAA
Molecule: messenger RNA, 9341 nt
Organism: Paramuricea clavata
Lineage: Eukaryota; Metazoa; Cnidaria; Anthozoa; Malacalcyonacea; Plexauridae
Source: the annotation of a GenBank genome assembly